ACACAGAUUGUAGUUCAGUUCCUAGUUUUUCAGAUUUCAGUUUUUUGUUUUCAGUUUUAAUUUUGGUUAUUUUAAUUUUCCAUGCUAUCUUAUGGAUAAUUUGGUAACACCACCAUAUGGCACGGAGGUGUUGAUUGGCAAUUGGGUGGAUCGGCGCUAUGCGUUCGAUCAGAAUGGCAAGGGCAUACUGCCGGGUAUGUGUGGUGACGACACUUGUGAGAGGCAUCUCUCGCUCGCCCAGGACACGUAUACGGAUGCAGCAUUCAAGGCUGCAGUGGCAUUGCCCAAUUUUUCGGAUCACCGCAAUUCAUUUAUGCGCAACUAUUUUACGGGCACCACAUCCAGUGUCGCCUUUUUGAACGAUGCUGCGCUUAAGAGAAAUUUCACGACGACAAACACCUUACUGUACGACCUGUUGCCUCGGCUGGACAGGGAGGCGCACGCCGAGAGCAACGCAGCGCCAUCUGGCAUACCCGAGCAUAGACAGGAGUUGGACAUGCUGCGGAGCUAUGGUAAUAUGACCAAGACGUUCAGCAUUGCGGAGCUUUCCAAACCAAGAAAACCCCUUGGGGAAAAACUUCGAUUGCGAACCACAUACGAUCUUGCCUUUAAUAAGCUCCCAAGGACUAAAAUGGAUUUCCGCUAAAAGGGAAAAGCAACCAAACUGAAGUUAACAAUAAAGCUGAGCUAGGAACGCAACAAGCCAGCUGUGAGGCUAGCUAUGCCUAUGCUUAUGCUUCGCUUCUAGCGCCCCAGCUGUCUCGUUGAGUUCAAAGUUCAUAUAAAAUGGG
Molecule: messenger RNA, 791 nt
Organism: Drosophila hydei
Lineage: Eukaryota; Metazoa; Arthropoda; Insecta; Diptera; Drosophilidae
Exons: 1
Coding region: 92-646 (184 amino acids)
Source: RefSeq, a predicted model, not a curated record